CAGGUCAAAUGUGAAGAGUUCAGGCCAGUCAAGGUGCUCUUGAAUGCCAGUGUCAGUGCUCGACGUCAUCUGAUCUCGAAGAUCUCCCGCUCAUUCGGGGUUUGAGGACGCACGUAGACGAUGGGAGGAGGGGAAACUGACUUGAAGGUUCCUCUGUCACUAAGGCAGGUUAUCUACCUCCUCGAUCGCUACGGUCUCUCCUCCCUUGACGACCCCACGAAAAGGCCCAAGACAACCGCUGGGACCCUCGUCACCCUCGUCACGGCAUUCGUCUCCCUCACCCUCCUUGCACUGACCAUCUCGACCUGGGCGACUCUGCAGUCAUCUAUCAGGCUAGGGGGACAUGCUCAGCUCAACGGGUUGUACAUGAACAGGAAGGUUGGCAACAGCACAGGGCAGCUGUCAGUGCAGACAUGGCAGCAGUUCUACAACCCGUCGUUGGUGCUGACGUUUGACGAGAAGAUAAUUUCCUUCCAGAGAACGACUGACAAGCGCGCAAUCUUCAAAGUUGACAUCACUGACCUCAACGGUUAUCACAAGACUUUCACUUCCGACUUGUCAAGCACGCCCGUUGGCUUCGCCAUCUCUACCAACCAUGAGGUCCCGCUCAACAGUUUUGACCAGAGGGUGCAGAAGACUGUAGCGAACGAUCGCCCCGACGUGCAGUUGAACUUGCAGGCUACCAGACUCUACUCACAGGUUGUCAACUCAGUGGAGACUUUGCAGAUCGUUCGGUUGUUGCAGUCAGGCAGUCUGCUGCAGACAACAGCAUUCCAGGAUCACUCAGUGAUGCUUCU
Guillardia theta CCMP2712 is the source of this 797-nucleotide messenger RNA. RefSeq lists its product as hypothetical. The annotation marks the transcript as partial. The record is from RefSeq and is a predicted model, not a curated record. NCBI's taxonomy places the organism in Eukaryota, Cryptophyceae, Pyrenomonadales, Geminigeraceae. The transcript has a single exon.